This is a messenger RNA of Scomber scombrus (Atlantic mackerel), 978 nucleotides long. RefSeq names its product claudin-4-like. The record is from RefSeq and is a predicted model, not a curated record. Gene Ontology annotation, cellular component: bicellular tight junction; plasma membrane. Lineage: Eukaryota; Metazoa; Chordata; Actinopteri; Scombriformes; Scombridae. Gene Ontology annotation, molecular function: structural molecule activity. Gene Ontology annotation, biological process: cell adhesion; bicellular tight junction assembly. The transcript has a single exon. The coding region runs from base 1 to 978 and encodes 325 amino acids.
AUGGCCUCCAUGGGGAUGCAGAUGCUUGCCAGUGCCCUUUGCCUGCUGGGUUGGGCAGGGGUCAUCAUCAGCUGCAUAAUGCCAAUGUGGCGAGUCACAGCCUUUGUGGGCAGCACCAUCGUCACCUCUCAGACCAUCUGGGAGGGCAUCUGGAUGACCUGUGUGGUCCAGAGCACAGGGCAGAUUCAGUGUAAACCUUAUGACUCUCUCCUUGCUCUUGGUGGUGAUCUGCAGGCCGCCAGGGCUCUCACUGUCCUUGCCAUUGUUACUGGUGGUGUAGGCCUAAUUCUGGCCUUCAUUGGUGGGAAGUGCACUCGCUUCAUGGAUGGAGAAGGAAGCAGGAUGAAGAGCAAGGUGGCCAUAGCAGCAGGGACGGUGUUGAUCGUCACAGGGCUGUUGUGUUUGAUUCCCUCAUCAUGGACGGCUGGUUCGGUCGUGAGGAAGUUCUACAGCGCCUCCAUAGAUGCUCAGCGCAGGGAGAUUGGAGCCUGUCUCUACAUUGGCUGGGGAGCGUCCAUCCUGCUUAUUCUGGGAGGGGGUCUGUUCAUCAGCUCAGCGUGCCCCAUCAAAGCACACAAUGAAGACAAGAACCCAUCUGUCCGCUACCUGGUAGUCCGCUCCAAUGGGCCCAGUCAGGCUGGUUCUCAACACAGCAGGAUACCAUCAGCAAAGUCUCAGCCUGUUGGUGCAGUUUUCACCAGGCCUCAAAGCUACGAGGGGGCGUCCGCUAAGUCUCAGUCAUACACAAGGCCUCCCUGGGAGGAUGUGCCUGACCAGGGCUCGAGGCAGGAGUCAGAGAGAUCGUGGGCACCAUCAACAAAGUCUCAGAUGAAAAGACCAGACUCCAAAUCAGAAGAAAGUGAUGCUCUUUCUACAAAGUCUCAGCUGAAACGAGCAGAGAUGGAAGAGACUUUAUCAGACUCGGUCAAGAAUGACAAUGAGGACGUGUCCUCAAAUCCAGCAAGAACAUACUUAUAA